CGUAUCCAGCGGAUUAACCUCCAAGGGCGUCCCGGGCUCCACCUUGGCUUUCGGCCCGGCCUAGGCCCUUAGGUCUCUGUUAGCGCUGCCCCCAAGAGUUAGGCCAUUUCUAGGGAAUCUCUGUAGGCAGCCGGGUCGCUGCGGGGGCUUGAGGUCGUUACGGGCGACCUCAGAACCGGGGUCCUAGGCAAAGGCGGCCAGAAUGAAGCGUGUCUGAUUGUCGCACAGGCACUGCUACCACCUAGUGCAGAAGUGAAGGAGGUUUUUCAAGCUUAGGCACGCUUUCGCAGAGGAUGGUGGUGUUAAUAAUAACCUGUCCUUUAUGUGAAGGUUGGCAGGCUUUCAUUGUCAUAGGCUGUGUUCAUAGGGCCUUGAUGUCUGCGAAACUGGGACUUCUGGGGUUGAGAAAAACUUUGUAAAACACUGCGGUGAAUUCGAGAAAUGCUAUGGUUAACAAUCAAGAUGGUACAUGCUGAAGCCUUUUCUCGUCCCUUGAGUCGGAAUGAAGUUGUUGGCUUAAUUUUCCGUUUGACAAUAUUUGGUGCAGUAACAUACUUUACAAUCAAAUGGAUGGUAGAUGCGAUUGAUCCAACCAGAAAGCAGAAAGUAGAAGCUCAGAAACAGGCAGAAAAAUUAAUGAAGCAAAUCGGUGUGAAAAAUGUGAAGCUUUCAGAAUAUGAAAUGAGUAUUGCUGCUCAUCUAGUAGACCCUCUUAACAUGCAUGUUACUUGGAGUGAUAUAGCAGGUUUGGAUGAUGUCAUUACGGAUCUGAAAGACACAGUCAUCUUACCUAUCAAAAAGAAGCAUUUGUUUGAAAAUUCCAGGCUUUUGCAGCCUCCAAAAGGUGUACUUCUCUAUGGGCCUCCAGGCUGUGGUAAAACGUUGAUUGCCAAGGCUACAGCCAAAGAAGCAGGUUGUCGAUUUAUUAACCUUCAGCCUUCAACACUGACGGAUAAGUGGUAUGGAGAAUCUCAGAAACUGGCUGCUGCUGUUUUCUCCCUUGCCAUAAAGCUACAGCCUUCCAUCAUCUUUAUAGAUGAAAUAGACUCCUUUCUACGAAACCGUUCAAGUUCUGAUCAUGAAGCUACAGCCAUGAUGAAAGCUCAGUUUAUGAGUCUCUGGGAUGGAUUGGAUACUGAUCACAGCUGCCAGGUCAUAGUAAUGGGAGCUACUAAUCGUCCUCAGGAUCUUGACUCAGCUAUAAUGAGAAGAAUGCCUACGAGAUUUCAUAUCAACCAGCCUGCUCUAAAACAAAGAGAAGCAAUCCUGAAACUCAUCUUGAAAAAUGAAAAUGUGGAUAGGCAUGUGGACCUGCUGGAAGUUGCCCAGGAAACUGAUGGGUUUUCAGGAAGUGACCUAAAGGAGAUGUGUCGAGAUGCUGCCCUUCUCUGUGUCAGGGAAUAUGUUAAUUCUACAUCAGAAGAAAGCCAUGAUGAAGAUGAAAUUCGACCUGUGCAACAACAGGACCUGCAUCGGGCAAUUGAAAAGAUGAAGAAAUCAAAGGAUGCAGCAUUUCAGAAUGUUUUAACACACGUUUGUUUAGAUUGAGAGUAAAGAUCAUUUGUACAGUUCAGUGUGAUCCAGUUUGGUGUGCCCUCUUACCAUUAGUGGAAAUAGAACAGAAGGAGGAGUGUUCUUUAAACAGUGAGGGAGUUAUAUGUUCAUGACACUGGUUUUAUACUCUGAAUUCUAAGUUAUUGAGAUAUAGUUGUUAUAUAAAUGGUAUUACUACUUGUGGAAAAUCAUGAGGAGGAACAAUUUAAUUAGCCUGAGUGUGGGUGCUUGUGUUUGACCUCUUUAGCCAUAUGUUGCAGCCUUAUAGCACCUAAGCUGGUCUUAAAGUAACAGAUGAUUUACUGAGUCGUUAGUGAGAAUUGGGGACGUGGCUAAGUGCUGGUUUCUAGAUAUGUGAGUGUGAGUGUGUGUGUGUGUGUGUGUGUGUGUGUGUGCGUGCAUGUGUGUAUAUUAAAUGUAUAUAUUCACACAUUUUAUAUUGACAUUCUGUAAAUAGGUUUGAAUACAGAAACUUUUUUUUACUCCAACUACUGAAUCAAAAAGUACCAAGUAGCAUAUCGCAAAACUAGGGUUAAUGGUUGUGUCUAAAAGGUACAGUGAUUCAGCCAUUUCUAGUUGUCACUUGUUUCAGUUGUUGUUUGUGUUUUUUUGUGUUUCUGAGGUGAGUGUUUCUCUGCGGUUGAAUAGUUGGAGUCACCGCAGCAGAGGCUUAGAUGUGGCUCGGUUUUGGUUCUCAGGGCAGUCAGAUAAAAGACUUGCUCAGUGAUCAGCACUGAGUGGUUCUCAGCCACUUGGGUGAUCAGAACUGACUUCAUCUCCUUCUGCAAACACACUGAGUAGAGACAUUUUUUUUAAUUGAUACAUGUGAAGGUGGACUGAAAGCCUUUCAAAAGAAUGGCUUUGAAAAACCUCAGUGCCAUUCAGUACAUGUAUGUGACUUUCCUUUCUUCAUUUAAUGUAACAGUUCUGUUGUAACCAUGGUUUAUUAGUCUUAUUUUAAAAUUAUAUGUUCUUUAAUUAUGGUCACAUAUAAUUUGGUCAUCAAAAAUGAAACGAUAGUUUAAAACAACUAGCUGUUACUAAAUAUGCUAAAAAUACCCAAUUUGUAAUUUUAUUUUUUUCUUAGCAUAUCAUAAAUUAUGCCCUACUUAGUAUAGAUAUGCACAGCAGAAUCCCCAUAUUGUAUCUGUAGUCAUUUGAUGCUCUGUGCACAAAAUAUGACUCUUUUUUUGUCCAAAAUGUCAUUAACCAGAAUUCUGUUAUAGGCACUUAAACAUAUACAGCAUGAGGAAAAUGGCACAAUAUGAUCUUGAGGUGCCUUCUGAAUUUUUGUUUUUGUUGUAUUUCUUUGAAAAUUCUCACUCUUAAUUCAUGAGCUACUGGAUUAAUUUCUUUGAUAUUAAGUCUCUCACUAGAACCCAUUGGAUAGUUUGUUCUUCAUUUGUUCUUUGAAUGGUGGGUGGGGUAGAGGUUCAAGUUUUGAAAAAUUGUGAAGAUGAUUGAAAAAUUGAAUGCAAAACAUAAGAUACCAAAAAUAAAAUAUUUCAUCUCCAUUUUUAAUAACUAUAUUAUACUGUUAUUUUAUAAAUAUGUAAUAAAAAGAUCCAUCUUAAUUGA
Kogia breviceps (pygmy sperm whale) is the source of this 3132-nucleotide messenger RNA. RefSeq names its product ATPase family AAA domain containing 1 (gene ATAD1). Gene Ontology annotation, molecular function: ATP binding; ATP hydrolysis activity. Gene Ontology annotation, cellular component: mitochondrial outer membrane. The record is from RefSeq and is a predicted model, not a curated record. NCBI's taxonomy places the organism in Eukaryota, Metazoa, Chordata, Mammalia, Artiodactyla, Physeteridae. Gene Ontology annotation, biological process: extraction of mislocalized protein from mitochondrial outer membrane.